This is a messenger RNA of Mya arenaria, 3753 nucleotides long. RefSeq lists its product as uncharacterized. The transcript has 6 exons. Gene Ontology annotation, biological process: negative regulation of phosphatase activity. Gene Ontology annotation, molecular function: phosphatase binding. The record is from RefSeq and is a predicted model, not a curated record. Bases 148 to 1638 code for a protein of 496 amino acids. Lineage: Eukaryota; Metazoa; Mollusca; Bivalvia; Myida; Myidae.
GUUGUCUGCCACGACUAGGUCUAUUGUUUACAAAUGGCUGACUUCGUUUCAAAUUUGAAUUUUUGAGAUUUUAAAAUCCAAACUAUACAAUAAUCUCUUGUGAGAUAAAAAAAAAGAUGCAAAUCAUCUGAAUAAAGAGGAAAAAAGAUGGCUACACAUUUCAUCUGCCAGAGCACUGAACCACUGCCGCACACAUACCCAACUGGCCGACAAGGAAAAUCACACGGUGCAGUUUCCCAGUAUGAGGUGUUUAACUGUGGACAAAAACCUCACACUCAGUUUCCUGCUCCAGGAUGGGAUUUCUCACAGACGUCAGAGGAAGAUUCCCUACCUCUAGUACAACCUCCGCCACAACCUCAGACGUCUGGCUUCUACUACCAGGACCCUGAUCUCUGUGUAACACCUGUAAAACCAAAGGUUGCUCUAGGGAAGAGCCUACCCAAUGCUCAACCUAACAAAAUACCUGACCCUGACCUUACACUGACACCAGAGAGGUUUGAUGCUUCCAAGUCUAGGGUUGGGUCUUCUGUUGGCGAUAAGAAUGAUGAAGUUUGCAAAGGCAAGAAACAAAAGGUUCGGUUCGAUUUAGAUGAAUCAGGAACAGAAUUUGAGGUGGGCUCUAGCAUUUUGUCAAAAUCUACACCCAGUAAACCAUAUAGGCCAGAAAUGUAUAAUGAUGAUGAUGAUGACUGUGAUAUAAUUGAGAGUGAUAAAAUCAAUGUAGAUGGACAAACAACCACAAAUGAACAGUCAGGGCCUUCUAGAACUGUGAAAUACAUGGUUGGAAAGUCUAAUGGCCAGUCUUUGUAUAUGCCUAUAAAAGACAAUGUUUGUGAAAACCCUUCAUCUAAAAAUGAUGAUCAAAGAUUUAAUAAACAGAAAGUACAGAGCGCAAACAACAUACCAUCAGGAAACAUUACGGACAUUUCAAAAGGAAGCAGCAGUGUGACAAAAGCUGUGAAAGUUGUUCGUGAGAAGUCGUCAAACACUCAGCAGCAGUCUAUAGCAAGUGCUGUAGAGAGGAAAGGUGAUCCUAUCGCUUCAUGCAGGAUCCCAGAGCAAAAUGGGAAGCCGAGAAAGGCAAAGGUUGUUAGAGCGGCCCAGCAUAGACCAGCUGAUUCAGAAUAUACAUUCCCUUUCAACCAGGGAUGUGAUGAAUACGCAGGAGGGGACGAACACAUGUUGGCACGUCCAGAAUACAACAGCACGCUGCGUGUGAAACUUCAGGCCGAUAAACUGCGGGAGAGUCAGGUUGAUAUUGAAACAGCCCUGCAAAAACAACUUACACUGUCGGAGGAUGUGAAGACUCAGAUAAAUGAAAAGGCAGCCAGCCAUGUGAAUACAGAAGGUGCAGCGUUCACAGGGCUUGUCAGUCUGGAUAUUCCAGCAGACGAGAUCAGUAGACAGCAGAAGCCUGUACGAGCUAAACAGAUGAAGACUCUCAAACCAAAGUCUAACGGCAAUAAGGAGCCAGACUUGAUGGAGUUUUUUUCUGCAGACAGACAAAAAGAGUCGGUUACGUUCUCUCUCCAAGGUUUACCUACAUCUACGGAAAAAUUAUCCACUGCCUCUCAUUGGCGGGCCUUUGACCUAUAUCGACACAAUCGAGCCUGGAACAGUAAUCGGCAGGGGAAAUAAUCGGGCAUUUUUGGACAGUUUUGAGAAAAAUUAUACUAUAAUUAACUGAAGAGAUAACAGUUGUGUAUACUGCGUUCGACACUUUUGGUGUGCUGAGUUCCUGAGAACACAAAAUUACAUUGAGCGACACCAGAAUCUCAAAGAAAGCUGGAUCUAUAGGACACCAGAAUAUUUUGGCAGAAAGUUAGAUAGGAACCAAAAAAACAUGUUAAUUUCAACAUGAGAUUUAUUCACAAACAAAAAAAGAUUUGUUUUGCAUUCUAUUGAGUAUUGAUUUGUAAUGAAUACUUCAUAUUUUGGAUGGAAGCAAAUCUGCAUACACCAGAGGUCAACCUCUCAAACAUCCACAAUGAUGAUGAAAUUGCAAAAACAUGCAAACAAUGAAACCCUGUUGCAAACUCAGUGUGUUUCAUUCACAUGAUACCUAUGAUUAGCUUUCCAUCUUUAUUUUUAGGACUCAAAGAAUUUUGUGAACUUUUUUAAUGCUUCAUAUGAAACACUUAAAAAUUCUAACACAAAGAAGUUAAGAGCCCUUUUACGCAAUGAGUCCUGUGAACUUUUUUUUAAACAGGCAACGACUGGUAUAAAAAAAAGAACAUACUAACACAUAGAAUUUAGAAGAAAACAGGCAAAUUGACAAAUUGUCGAAAGGACUCUUGACUUCAAUUGGUUGUGUCCAUUCAGGAUCCCAUAGAAAUAUAUUUAGUUUCAACACUGUUUAUUUGCAGUAUAUUUUGUUAUUUGUAAACGAAAGUGAAAGAGGGAAAACAUUCAACUUUCAGCCGUCUGUCAUGUUUCUAGAAAUUUAAAAUUUCGGAAACUCAGAUCCUGUAAUGAAUGUAAUGUGAUCCAGAGUAAACAAAAAAUUUGUGUCAUUGUGAGGAUACAAGCCUUUGCAUGUUUUAACAGAUAACACUCUAGAUUCCGUGGUUUAAAACAGAUCAGACCAAACAAAAACAAUCCUAACAGAUGAAAAUUAAGUGUUAGUAUGUGAUAGUUUUCCUUUUUUAUAGUGCUCCAAAUAUAUAUAGCUUAGUUCUCAAAUUUAAACUACAUGUAUAUACAUCAUGUUCAUGUACAAGCACAUCGGUUUGAGAUUCCAGGAAUGAUAAUAUUCAUGAUAAGAAACCAAGAUUGAAAGCUUUCAAUUUAGACCUUGGUACAGUUGCAAAGUUGUGUUUUUUUUAUAGACAAUUGCUUUGAAAACAAAAGAAGUUCAUUGAGGGAUAUAAAUGGCUUUGUAAGCAAUUUAAACUUAAUCUUUGUAAACUUAUUUUUCUAUGACAGGAAUGUUUGUAACGUACCGGGUAGUUUUAUACCCAAAGCAUUUAUGGGCUUAAAUGCUAGGCUAGAUAUACAGUGUAAUUACAAUUUUGAUGGGGAAAUAUGUGAUGACGGGAAAAUAUGUUAUCAAUGUAAUGGAAUGAGAAUGACAGUCUAGUAGUUCUUCAGGAUUGUAUUUAUUAUUUAUUGAAUGAAUAUAUUCUUGUCUUUGCCAUUUUUAUGUGAGGUUUUCUCGUACAUCAUUAAUGUUAAAUUCAUGUGUUACAUUAUUGUAUAUGUGACUUCAAAAUUGUAUAAAUUUAUUAUCUAUUUAUAUGUCAAUAAAGUAGUUAAAUUGAUUUUUGUAUUACGACAAUGCCAUGUGUUUGUGUGUAUAAAUGUUAUAAGAUCAGUGGUUAUAUUACUUUAUAGUUCAAUGUACAAUUUCCUUUUACUGUACAAUUUCCAUAACUCAGUAAUUUUACUAGGAGGAAGUUUUAUGUGUUAUGUGAAAUGCUAAAUCAUAUGUAAUAUUCUGCAGUUAAAAAUAUGGAAAUUAAUUUUUAAAAAUGAAAACACCAUUUUUAAGUUUAAGUUUUUUAAACAAAGUUCAAAGUAACAAUUCAAACAAUGUCAAACUUAAGUUAAAAUAUCUAAAGAAAAUGUUAACAUGCUUUUGUAGUAAGUCCCCGCACCAGUUUAAUAUAAAAACUGCUUAUUUAUAUCUGACCAGAUAUUAUUUUACCUGAACAGGCAAAAAGCUAAACGUUCACGUAUAUGAAGUAGCAUUGUAAUGAUACAGUAAAAGCAGACAUUAUAUUCAUUGCACUUGAAUUAAAUUAUGAAAAGACA